This is a messenger RNA of Arachis duranensis, 1882 nucleotides long. RefSeq lists its product as uncharacterized. Bases 307 to 1776 code for a protein of 489 amino acids. Gene Ontology annotation, cellular component: RNA polymerase II, holoenzyme. The transcript has 7 exons. Gene Ontology annotation, biological process: mRNA 3'-end processing. Lineage: Eukaryota; Viridiplantae; Streptophyta; Magnoliopsida; Fabales; Fabaceae. The record is from RefSeq and is a predicted model, not a curated record. Gene Ontology annotation, molecular function: RNA polymerase II complex binding.
UCUUUCUUCUUCUUCUUCUAUUUGAUUGAUUUUCAGUUGAACUUUCUUUUUUGUUUUUAUUAUUUUCAUAUGCCGCUUGCUUUCAAUUUGUCUUUCUCUCUUAAUAUAUAUGUAUGAAGAAUUGGUAGUAGUAGUAGUAGCAGCAGCAGCAGCAGUAGUAUUGAUACUGGAGCUCGUUUGGUCCCAAUUCUGUUAGGGCUCUAGUGUUGCCCACCCAAAUUCAACUCGUUUUUACUUAUACGAUAUAAUUUCGUUAAUUAAUUAAAAUUUUGUGGCAUUGGUGGUGAGGGGAAACAAUCGGAGAGAAUGAAUAGCGUUUUCAGCGACCAGAUACUUGCCGACAAGCUCUCCAAGCUUAACAGCACCCAGCAGUGCAUCGAAACUUUAUCACAUUGGUGUAUAUUUCACCGGAGCAAAGCAGAAGUGGUUGUUGAAACAUGGAAGAAACAAUUUGACAAAUCUGAGAUGGUUCAAAAAGUUCCCCUUCUAUACCUUGCAAAUGACAUCUUGCAGAAUAGCAAGCGGAAAGGAAAUGAAUUCGUGACCGAGUUUUGGAAGGUUCUCCCCUCUGCCCUUAAAUAUGUUGAUGAGAAGGGUGAUGAUCAUGAAAAGAAAGUGGCAUCUAGACUGGUUGAUAUAUGGGAGCAAAGGAGAGUGUUUGGAUCUCGGGCAAAGAACCUUAAAGAUCUAAUGCUUGCAGAAGAAGCACCUACACCAUUGCAAUUCAGCAAAAAGAGAUCACGCUCUGGUUCUUUAAAAAUUGUUAAAAGGGAUUCUCGCUCCAUCAAAUUGAAAUUGUCCAUAGGAGGUCCAGCAGAAAAAAUAGUAUCUGCAUUUCAUUCGGUGCUCACUGAACAAUCCAUUGAAGAUGCAGAGAUGAGUAAAUCCAAGUCUGCUAUUCAACACAUGAAAAAGAUGGAAAACGAUGUUGACAUUGCGUGCUCUAUUGCAAUGGAUCCUAAGCGAAAAACUUUGUCAAAGGAGUUAGAAAAGGAAGAGAAUACCUUGAAACAGUGCAUAGAGAAGCUUAAAUUAGUUGAAGCAAAUAGAGUUGUACUUGUCUCUCAUUUAAAAGAAGCUUUGCAUGAGCAGGAAGCGGACCUGGAGAAUAUUCGCACUCAGAUGCUGGUUGCACAAGCAAAAGUAGAAGAGGCUAGCAUCAUGCGGGCACGACUUGAUAAUGAAGAUUCUUCGCAAAAAGCGACCACUGCAACAACCUCACCUGCUGUUGCAAAUGGAAAUUCAGAAGCAGCAACAAAAAAGUCAGCAGCAGCAAUCGCUGCCGAGGUUGCAGAUAAGCUCACAGCAUCAUCAUCAUCUCAGUUGAUCAUGACUUCUGUUCUCUCAACAUUUGCCGCCGAAGAGGCGAAAAGUGCUGGCCCGACUUCGUCCGAGUCAACCACACAACAGUUGAUUGCUGCACAAAACCAUUCAUACCCAUCAGUUUUGGUAACCCAACCAAUCCUGCAGGAUGUAGCCUCUGCAUCCCAAGGUCAGUAUCCCAUGCUUUGUAAUCCGUCUACGCAGCAAUAUGUGCAGUCAACGGGAGCUGCCCACUCUCCAUAUUAUGUCAGCAUCUCGCCAGUGCCAGUGCCGCUGCCGCAGCCACCACCCCCAGCUCAUGUAGCGGCGAUGAUGCCUUUACCACAUCAGACGCUGCCAAUCAUGCAACAACAAUCAAUACCUGUACCACAGCGAGCCCCUGCACCUCCUAGUUUCCGGCCACUACAGCCGCCGGGAAUGGUGUACUAUACUAAUCCUCAGCAAUCUAUAUAAGACCUAUAAUGGCGAAACCGUAGUUAACAUGACCGUUUUGGAAACGAGCGAAUUCUGGAUAUUUGGAAUUUUAUUUAUGUUACCAUGAAGAACGCAUGGGACUUGA